Xylaria bambusicola is the source of this 1635-nucleotide messenger RNA. RefSeq names its product putative amino acid transporter. The record is from RefSeq and is a predicted model, not a curated record. The coding region runs from base 1 to 1635 and encodes 544 amino acids. The transcript is spliced from 4 exons. Gene Ontology annotation, molecular function: transmembrane transporter activity. Gene Ontology annotation, cellular component: membrane. Gene Ontology annotation, biological process: transmembrane transport. Lineage: Eukaryota; Fungi; Ascomycota; Sordariomycetes; Xylariales; Xylariaceae.
AUGGCUGGCGAAGAAAAGAAACAUCAUGACGCUCAUCACCCGGAACUGGGAGGCAUGGGUGUUGAAGUUGUUCCCGCAAUUGACGGAGGUGUCGAGAUUAAUGAUGCCGGUUAUAAGGAUCAGUUGAAACGCCAGUACGGCCUUUGGGGGAUUGUUGGCAUUGCCUUAACUGUCGAUAAUGCAUGGGCUGCUCUAGGAUCCUCUAUAUCGGUCUCUUUCCUUAACGGCGGGCCGCCCGGUCUCAUCUAUGGCUUGAUAGUAGCACUCUUUUGGUAUUCCUUUAUUGGCCUGAGUUUGGCUGAGCUCGCGUCAUCAGUUCCAACCGCUGGCGGUGUCUACCACUGGGCUACUAUUGCGGGCGGCCCUAAAUGGGGCCGGAUGCUUGGGUUCUUCACAGGUUGGAUCAACUUCUAUGGAUGGAUGUUUGAUUUGGCGUCCUUGAUGCAGAUUACAGCCAACGUUGCCGUUCAGCUGUAUGCGACAUAUCAUCAAGAGGCAUACGUUUCGGAACCAUGGCAUGUAUACGUCACAUACGUUGCUUUACUUUGGCUUUCGACCCUUUUCGUUAUCUUUGCGAAUCGACUGGUGCCGUAUACUCAGACGGCCGGCAUGUUCUUCGUUAUAGUCGGCGGCAUAAUCACCAUUAUAGUCAUUGCGGCUAUGCCGAAGACUCAUGCGUCUAAUCACUUUGUUUGGGCCUCGUUCAACGAAAAUAACUUGACUGGCUGGCAGGGCGGUGUGGCCUUUCUCCUAGGGGUGUUAAACGGCGCUUUUACUAUUGGUACACCUGAUGCUAUUACUCACAUUGCCGAAGAGCUCCCCAAUCCUAAACGGGAUCUUCCGAAAGCUAUUGGGUUACAGCUCAGUCUUGGAUUCUUGUACGCAUUCGUCUUUGCGAUCGCUCUAAGCUACGCCAUUACCGAUAUCACCCAGCUGCAAGGAGGUUACAACACAUAUCCAUUGGCAGGAAUCUACCAGCAGGCAACUCAAAGCGUCCCGGCAACUUUCGGUCUCCUGUUUAUACUGUUUCUAACUAGUAUUUGUUGCUGUAUAGGGACCGUGCUUACGAACUCACGAACAUAUUGGGCACUUGCUCGCGACAACGCUGUCCCCUUUUCCUCAUUCUUUGGUCGGGUUAACGAAUCACUAAGUUGUCCCGUCCAAGCCACAGUAUUUGUCUGUCUCUUCGCCACCGGGCUGGGUGCCAUACCACUUGGAAGUUCAAGCGCCUUCUUGGCGUUGACGGGCUCCUUUAUCGUCCUCACGACAGUAUCCUAUGCUAUACCUUUUACUGCAAAUGUUCUCGCCGGCCGAAAGUACUUCCCACCUGGCCCUUUCCAUCUCGGGAAAUUUGGCAAUGUUAUAAACUUGAUAGCGGUUUUGCUUAUUGCCGUGUUUGUCGUGUUCUUCUCCUUCCCAUAUGAGAUUCCUACGACGGUCGAAUCAAUGAACUACAAUAGCGUGAUCCUUGUUGGCACCAUCGCAAUAUCAGUUAUCUGGUGGCUGGUGCAUGCCACCCGCCACUACCCCGGACCCAAGGUCAUGCAGAUAUACAUUCACGAUGAUAGAGCUCCAUUAAAUGAAUCCGGAGUUCUCGAAAAGCCCUAUAGGGCAGAGACCUCACAAAGGAGUUAG